Molecule: messenger RNA, 3860 nt
Organism: Menidia menidia (Atlantic silverside)
Lineage: Eukaryota; Metazoa; Chordata; Actinopteri; Atheriniformes; Atherinopsidae
Source: the annotation of a GenBank genome assembly
GGGACGAGUUGAGUUCCACUUUUAUGGGGGAAACAGGAAACUUCUCGGUGUACUGGCAAGUUAAUCUGAGCAGGCAGGACGGAAUGUGCUCAAUGUCAAACACGCUUAGAAAGCCCAGGCUGCCAGCAGACACUUCGGUCUGUUUGUGUGCUCUCUUUGUGUGCACGACUCCUGGGGGAGAACGACAAAAACUCUGCCUUGAUGUCUUUUAACGUCAUUUUUGUUUACACUUAAUUUAGAAUGGCCCCUUUUCCCCGUGGUGUCGAGUCGUUGACGUUUAUUAAAAAAAAAAUGUGACCAAGGUACAGAUGUAGGCGCUGAUAAAGUGGCUUUGAGAUUUUUUUCACUAUGUCAGGUGAAGGUUCCGCUUGCAACCCCGUGUACUACGCUGUCAUUAAGUCCUUAAUAGAUCGGAGUGAAGCCGAUCAGGGGGUCUUUCCUCAUUUAGUUGUGCAGUGGCGCCAUCUUCUGUUUAAACACCACCAAAACACCUGUUUGCUUCAAAGUUUUGACAUACCGUCGAGACUGGAGGCUUGUGAUAGCCGAUGGAAUGAUCUAUCUAUCUUUCUCAUAUAUAUAUUUAUACCUGUUUAAUAUUGCCAAAUUAAAGAAGACCAGCAUCACUAAAGUAUGUUUUCAGGUCAGAUUCAUCCUAAAUUGCAGCCACUUUAAGGUGUUUUGUUAAAAGUCACUAUGAAAUUUGUUAUAUCUAUCUAUCUAUCGAUCUAUCUGUGUAUUUCAUCCUCCUCUUGUGGCAGUAUGCACAUAUUUGAGUACGUCGCUGAACAUGGCAUGUGUUGGUUUUCCCCGUGCACAGAUUGCGACAGCAUGGCCAUGACUGUGGAUGGCUGUAUUCAAUUCACACGCCACGCGGGCGAUGUCCUGCUCAACUUCCAUCGCCUGCGCAGCAGGAACCUCCUGACCGACGUCACCGUACAGGUGGACGGACAGCUGUUUCAUGCUCACAGAGCCAUCUUAGUGGCCUGCAGCGGCUUCUUCUAUUCCGUGUUCAUGAAACCUGAGAAUGCAAACCUCAGUGCCAUCAGCCUCGACCCAAAAGUGGACCCCGAAGGUUUCGCGCUCCUGUUGGACUUCAUGUACACUUCCUGCCUUAACCUUAACGACAGCUUGGUCAUGGCCACGCUGAAUACGGCCAUCUACCUCGAGAUGGAACACGUAGCUGAAACCUGCCACAGGUUCAUCAAGUCCAGGCAUCAGUCCCUGAAUAUGCACGUCAAAGAGGUACAGACGAAGUCAGCGAGCCUGGCUGAAGAGAUCUCUGCUUUAAGGCCUGCCGGGGCGAAAGAGCCAGAAUCUAAACAUAACUCCUCAUCCUCCGUGUCCCCUAUACAAGAGUGCAGGGCUUUUACCCCUAAUGUUUUCAGAGGGAUCAACACCUCUGGUUCGUAUCAUGUCUAUGGCGACCUCUGUGCCUCUGCUGGGAAGCAGGACGGUUCUUAUAAGGUCAGGUCCUUUCCCAGCAUGGCCCUCAUCGAGUCCUCAACCACCAUAUCCCACUCAGUCCCAUCCCACUCCUCUUUCCCCUCCGCCAUCCGCCGAUCGCCGGUCGCCCAUGGGAGUUUUCAAAGCCCCGCGGCUCCAAUGGAGGAGGACAACUUCAAUCACCCACAAGCCAGCUGUUUGAGAUUGUCCCCAGGCUACAGCAAAGGCGUCAUAUGUAGCCCUCAGAGCCCACUCAGAUCCGACUGCCAGCCGAACUCGCCCACUGAGUCCAGCAGCAGCAUAAACGCCGGCGCGGGCCACAAACAGCCCACCGACACGGGCUGCAAAGACACAAGGCCCCACAACUGGAAGAAAUACAAGUUCAUCGUGAUGAACCCAUCGCCCUGCGAGAACGCAAAGGAGGAGCAGGCGGGCAGCGUCGGGGCGCCGUCGCCCUCCUCGCUGAGCCCCUGCGGCAGUGGCGCGUCAGACGCGCUUCAGACGGAGGACGAAGCCGGCGGACACAAGGAGGAAGCGCCCGAGCCCCAGAGCCUCCACACGUGCUGCAGCAUCAGCCCUCAAAGAUGCUCCUCCUGCAGCUGCGAAAGCCCCCAGGGUUCGGAAGGCGAUCAACACUCGCCCGACUCGUACAGCAGCGAAAAUAAUUACCUCUGCAACGGCUGCGACUCCAAGUUCAUGGAGGAGGAUUCGCUGAAGGAACACAUGGCCCAGGUCCACAGCGACAAGCCGUACAAGUGCGACUGCUGCCAGGCGGCCUUCCGCUACAAGGGCAACCUGGCCAGCCACAAGACCGUUCACACCGGCGCGAAGCCGUACCACUGCAACAUCUGCGGCGCGCAGUUCAACCGGCCGGCCAACCUGAAGACCCACACCCGCAUUCACUCCGGAGAAAAGCCAUACAAGUGUGAGACAUGCGGCUCCCGAUUUGUCCAGGUGGCCCACCUGCGUGCCCACGUGCUGAUUCACACAGGAGAAAAACCCUACCCCUGUGAGAUCUGUGGAACACACUUUCGCCACCUCCAGACACUCAAGAGCCACAUGCGCAUUCACACUGGAGAAAAGCCUUAUCAUUGUGAAAAAUGUGACCUCCACUUUAGACACAAGAGCCAGCUCAGGCUUCAUCUCAGACAGAAGCACGGCGCCGUCACCAACACCAAGGCUCAGUACCGCAGGUCUCCCAGCAACAUGGUGACAGGCCAGGUGAACGCCUGCUGAGCACGCUGGAGUUUGCCUUUCACCGCGUCGCGCAGGAUGCUUCUUUUUCCUCAAACACAAACAGAAACAUUCACAUUUGUUUGCCUUCUACGUGCUUGUAAAUGACGCACACUUCUCACGAGUGGGCUCUGUGACGCUUUAAAGACAAUAAUUUGUGCUUUCCUCUUGAAUGUCUAACAACAGAAUGUAAUUCUUGAAUGUGAAUUUAAAAAAGCUAUUGCUUUGUUUUUGGAAAAUAUCUCAACAUGACCAUGUUUUUAUUCUGAGAAUCACUGUUACAGUUUUGUUUCAUAAUGCCAUGAACUUACUGAAAAUGUGGUCUUAUGCAGUAAUUUUGUUUCCCCUCAUUGCUGUUUUUGUAAAUAAGAUAAUAUAUAUUUUCAGAUUGCCACUUGCUGGCAGAGUACUACAGAAAGUAUGUUUUUUUUUUUUCUUCUUACUUGCAGUAGGCUUUACUGUCAGUCAAAUAACAGCUUCUCGUUUUGCUGUGUCACCAUUUGUGGUACGCACUAUUUGUACAGACUUUGAAGAAACUUUAAAGUAUUGUACAUAUAUUUUCCUUUUUUUUUUUAAAUAGUAAUUUGGGUAUUUUGCACAUACUCCUGAUGCUGUAAUAUAUAAGAUCAUAAUUUCAUGCUAGCAUUUCCACAUAGAAAGUUCUCAUUGGUUGGUUUUACCCCAUUCCAAGCACUUAUUGUGUUCAUUUGUAUUUGUACUCUGUGCUCUUUCUUGUGGUGCCGACACACAAUGAUCUUUUUUUUCCCAGUGAGAUCGUUUUUUAAUUUUUUAUACACAGACUAAGGUUUAAUAUAAACUAGCACAUUUAUUACCCUCAAGUCUUUUGUAUUUGGUAAUAUCCCAGUCUGAUGCUUUAGGCAUUUUCAUUGGGACAUUGUGAAAUCCCCGUCUGUUUCCGACUGCUUUUAUGUUGCAUUAUAAAGGUGGUGCUUGGCACAGGUGUACAGUUAUGACUAUGCAUGCUAUGGUACGCUAAGGUACGAUUGGUUUGGAAACCUUUAAGCUUUUUAAGUGCAGACACCAGGCCUCAAGCUAAAAACACUCAGGAAUAUUAGUGUAUGUAAACAGAUGUCUAUGAAAUGACAGAUUGUGUAUGUAUAUACGCUGUAUAUAGGAAAUAUAUUUAUGUAUAUUAAAACAAAUAAAAUGUGUAUUGUAAAUCA